Molecule: messenger RNA, 6739 nt
Organism: Schistosoma spindalis
Lineage: Eukaryota; Metazoa; Platyhelminthes; Trematoda; Strigeidida; Schistosomatidae
Source: the annotation of a GenBank genome assembly
GGAGUUUGAAGGUUGUUUGAUUGACUUCAAGUGUUGAGCGGUUGGUAGAAUGUGGUUGUUUGUUGGGAAUGUAUUUGAUGUUUCUUAGUUUGUGUGAUCGCUCAGAUAUCGGAUAUCAGUAACUCAGCUGCUGGCAGAUCACAGAAAAGUAACAAAGAUGCCUAGUGUGACUACAACAAGUACUGUCAGUCCAUCAGGAGUUCGUUUAAUACGUAAAACUUCAUGUACUGGUACCAAUGAUCAAGCUACUAAUUCUUCGUUUCAACAUAAUCCUGACAGAAAAUCAUUAAGAGAUCAACCAAAUGUUGGGAAAUAUAAGUUGAUUCGUACACUUGGUCGUGGUAAUUUUGCAAAAGUUAAAUUAGCACAACAUGUUUCAACUGGACGUGAAGUUGCUGUGAAAGUGAUCGAUAAAACUCAGCUUAAUCAGGCCAGUUUGAAAAAACUAUUCCGUGAAGUGAAUAUUAUGAAAAUGUUAAAUCAUCCAAAUAUUGUUCGCUUGUAUGAAGUGAUCGAAUCUGAACGUCAUGUAUAUCUAGUUAUGGAAUAUGCAGAAAAUGGUGAAGUAUUUGAUCAUUUAGUAGCACAUGGUCGAAUGAAAGAACGUGAAGCACGUGCUGCAUUUCGUCAAAUUGUAUCAGCAGUUGAAUAUUGUCAUCAAAAAAAAAUUGUACAUCGAGAUUUAAAGGCUGAGAAUCUUCUCUUUGAUGGAUAUUAUAAUAUUAAACUUGCUGAUUUUGGUUUCUCCAAUCUUUUUGAUGGAUCUAAAAAAUUAGAUACAUUUUGUGGUAGUCCACCAUAUGCUGCACCAGAAUUAUUUCAAGGACGUAAAUAUGAUGGUCCAGAAGUGGAUGUAUGGUCAUUAGGUGUAAUUUUAUAUACACUUGUUAGUGGAUCAUUACCAUUUGAUGCACAACAUUUAAAAGAUUUACAAGAACGUGUAUUACGUGGCAAAUAUCGUGUUCCAUUCUAUAUGUCAACUGAUUGUGAAGCAUUACUUCGUAAACUGUUGGUAUUGAAUCCAGCCAAAAGAGUCACAUUAAGGAAUGUCAUGUCUGAUAAAUGGUUAAAUAUUGGCUAUGAAGAUAAUAUUUUAAAACCAUAUACUGAACCACCACCAGAUUAUAAUGAUACAGAGAGAUUAGAAAUUAUGCGUAUUAUGGGUUAUCGUCCGGAUGAUGUUCGUGAAGCAUUAAUUAAACAAAGUUUUAAUAAUGUCACUGCAAUAUAUCUAUUAUUAGCUGAUCCUAAAACAAGAUUAACUUUACCAGCUGGUAGUCUUUUUCCAUCUAAUCCAUCCCAAUCAUUAAAUGAGAAUACAGGACUUAAUCAUCAUCCUCAUCAUCAUCAUCAUUCAUCUGGUUCUGAUGGUGUUACAAUUGCUGCCUCGUCAACUCCUGUUACUGUUACAGAAGAUGAAACUACUACAUCAUCGAAAGUUCAAUCGUCUUUAGAUAAUCCUAAUGAGAAUAAUAAUAAUAAACAAAAAACUAAUCAAAAUGGAUUAACAUACCAGAAUAAAAAAGAAUCUGGACAAGACACUAGUGGAUCUCAAUAUAAUGGAGUACGACGGGUCAGUGGUAUCUCUUGGAUGAAGCAAAGUGCAAGUGCUGGUCCAACAUCUAAUAGACAAGAGAAAUUGAGUGUAGAUGAAAAAUCUCGUCUACUUCCACGUAUUCGUGUAUCUGACCUACGCGAACGUGGUAAUGACUCAAAUCUGGAUGAUUCUACUGGUCAAGAGAAAAUCGAUGAAAGUAAAGAUAUAAUGAUGGAAUCUUCUAAUGGUGGUGAUCAAUUAUCUGUACGACGUAUGAAUACUUUUAGUAUGUCAGAUAAGGUUCGUCCAAAUGGUUCGGAUUCUCAGUCACCUAGUCUGAAAUGUCCAUUGUCUAGAGCACCACCAAUGUCAAAUAUACCAAACUCACUAACUACUCCAACAACUAGUAGUAGUGAAAAUUCACCGAUCAAACAGUCAGCUGACAAGUCUUCGUCGUCAGCAUCAUCUUCAUCAUCGUCGCCCAGUAAGCAGAAUGGUAAUGAACAACAAACAAUUAAAUUAAAUCAAGCUGUUCCAUAUUCAGAAGAAAAUCCCUUCAUCGGAUGGUUACGAAGAACACUUCCAUAUCGAAAAAAGCAUAAAGAUACUUCAAUUCAUUCCAAGCCUAAUACAACAACUUUACCCAUUACUACCAAUAAUGAUACUACUACUACUACUAUUAUUAAUAGUAGUAGUAAAGUUUCUUCGAAUGAUACUAAUUCUAUCAUUGAUAUUUUACAUACAAAUGAUCGAUUAAAGCAUCCACAAAAUGAUGUCAAUCGUCCAAGUAUUCCUUAUUCAUUAUUUAAUAAUAAUAAUAAUAAAAGUAAAAAAUCAAAAAAAUUAUCAAUCAAUCAAUCAGAUAAUCAUCAUGAUCAGAAGAAGAAUAAUAAUAAUGUGAAUACGAAACUAUCGGAAUCAUUCACUUUUACCGAUAGUCAUUCAUCCACAUUAGAUCCAACAUCUUCAUCGGGUACAAUGAAUUCUACGAAAAUCACACAACAGCAGCAGCAACAACAAAAUAAUAAACAAUCUUCAUCACCUAGUGGUGGUCGAAUCGCUGCAUUACCUGAUUCAAUUUUCAAAGCACUUGAUACAUUAAAAAUAAAUGAGAAGACAAUGAAUGAUGAUCGAAAAAAAUCUGAUUCAAAAUCAUAUGGUUUCAAAUUACCCACAACAACAACAACAGUAGCAGCAGCAGCAACAUCGUUAAAAAGAGAUUCAGUUAUUAAAUGGUCAGUACGUCAUCGACCAAAUAAUAUUAUAAUGACUACAACUACUGGUGAAUCAAAACCGGUGAUAACAAACAAGAAAAAUUUAGAUCCAAAUCAAAAUAUUGAUUGUUCUACAGAAUUAAAGAAUUCUUCAGAUUCUUCAAUGACGAUAGAAAUUCCAUCAACUACAAUUUCAAAGAAUGGAUCAUCUAGUCAUUCUCGACCAGGACGAUUCUUUCGUAGUUUAACAUUAAGGAUAGCUCGAAGUCAUACAACUCAUCAUAAUAAUCGAAUUAUAUCUAAUAUACAAAAAUCCAAUUAUAAAUAUACUAAUAACACUAACUUUAAACCAUAUAGAAUGAGUUUAUUAAAACCAAAUAAUAAUAAUAAUAAGAAUAAUAAUAAGAAUAAUACUAAUGAAGCUCAAUUCACUGAAGAAUUUCAUUCAUCUAAUCGAUUACAUUCUACUUCAUUAACUCAUUCUACAUUAUCAUCAUCACCAACAAAAACAACAACAUCUAGUAAUCAUCCAUCUACAACACAACACCAACAACAAGAACAUCAUCAUCAUCAUGAUAAUGAUGAAGUAAAGGGUGGUGGUGGUGGUGGUGAUGAUGAUGAUGAUGAUGAUGACACAAUGAAAUGUCUUGUAUCAAUUAAUCCAGAUCCAUGGAUAACUAUGGAAUCUGGAAAACAACAACAACAACGUAAGGAUUUAAUAUCAAAAUCUAAACGAUCAUUAUCCAGUGAAUUAGAUACUAAUAAAUUAAAACAACAUUCUAAUUCUCCUCUUCAUCAUUAUCCAUAUUAUCAUGGAUUUGAGUUUCCCACCAAUAAUAGUAAUAAUAAUAAUAAUACACCGGCUAAUAAUCAGUCUAUUGUUGCUGGUUGUGGUGGUGGUGGUGGUGGUUAUCAAAAAAAGACCGGAGUCGAACCAUGUUGCCUCCUCGACCCUCCAAUCUCGAGAACUGUAGUCAUAACUUCCGACAUGCAUAAAUUAAAAGCUUCAACUAUCACAACUCCAUCAUGUAUAAUAUCAUUAUCAUCCUCCUCCUCGUCAUCAACAACAACAAGAACAACAACAACUUCAUCUCCAUUAACAGUUAAAACAGAUUUUACAACAAGAUUAAUCAAUUGGAAACCAACUACCUCAUCAUCACAAUUUAAAUCAACUAAUGAUCAUUAUAAUUUUUAUUAUGAAAAUAAUGAAAAUCAAAAAUUAUGGAAACCGCGUCGUUUAUAUUUUGUAUUACGUCUCCCUAUUAUUGGAACUGAUCCACAUCAUUUACUAAUACAAAUUAUUGAAUUAAUAAAACAUUAUCAAUGUUCUUAUGAAUUUCUUAGUUCAUAUCGUAUACGUUGUACAAAAUUAAUGAAUCCAUCUUCUGAUUCUGCUUCUUCUUCUUCUUCUCCUCCUCCUCCUCCUCCUCCUCCUCCUCCUCCUCUUCGUUCCUCUCCUUGUUCAAAUGAUCAUAACAUUAUUAAAGAUGUGGAUAUUGAUCAACCAUUAGAACAUGGUACAGUAACAACAUGUCAACAACAACAGCAACACCACCAUCCCCAGCAACAACAACAACAACAACAGUCUGAAUUAUCUUAUUCAAUUCAUUUAAAUAAUAAAAUGAAUUUAAUUAUAUGGGAUAUGGAAAUAUUUCAAUUAGCUAAACCAAUUCAAUAUGGUGUAAGAUUUAAACGCAUUUCAGGCAAUCGUAAUACAUUCAAUUCUAUUAUGAAAUAUUUUAUUUUACAUACUACUAAUAAAACAAUUUAAAUUUCUAUUAUCUAUAUUGAAUUUAUUUAUGUGUGUAUAAUACACUAUGUAUAUUGUAUGUAGUUGAUUGUGCGCUCUCUCUCUCUCUCUCUGUGACUCUCUCUCCGCCCCCCUCCCUAUUUCCUACCUCUAUCAGUUGAUCUAUUCUAAUUGAUGAUGAUGAUAAUGAUUAGAUGAAUGUUUUAGUUUAUGUAUCCAUGUCAAUAUUUACCAUUUUUGUUUGUUGUUCUUGUUGUUGUUGUUGCUAUGACUGUUAUUAUCAAAUAUGAUCAUUGUUUCUAUGCUUCUUUAUUGUUAUUAUAUUAAAUUUUUUUUGGAUCUCAUUAUUUAUUUAUUUAUUUAUCUAUUUAUUAUUGUAACCAAGCCAUUAACUAUUUAUUUAUGAUAUACAACAUGUAAUUUCUAUGAUGAUGAUGAUGAUUAUUUUUUUUUAAAAAAAAAAUAAUAAGAAUAAGAAUAACCAAACUCAACUUACAUAUUCACAUUUGUACUUUUACAAUAUAAAGAAACAAAAAAUCAAUAUUGUCAAUGUAGGUAAUUUUUAGAGGAAAAAAAACGAAAGAAAGAGGGGGGGUAGGAACUGUACUCAUCUCUUUAUUUUCUGUUGUUGUUGUUGUUUGUUUGUUUGUUUUACCAUGUUCUUUCUUUUAAAUAGAGAUUUUAUUUUAAACCAAACAUCAAUCAAUGUUAUUUUACUUGUUUUUUUUCUCUUUUGUUGUUUUUUUUUCUGUGUAUAAUAUUCUCAUGAUAUAUACAUAUAUGUAUAUUGUUUUCUUUGUUGCUUUUUUCUCCUCUCUCUUUCCCCCCCCCUCUCUCUCUCAACGUUAAUCACUUUUCAUCAACUGCCUCAUGAUCAUGUAUAUGGAUGUGUGUGUGUAUGCGCUAUAUCUCAGUUACAGUUUAUAUUUGUCCUAUCAUGUAUCUGGUUUUCUUCUCUUUUUGCUGGUAAGUUGUUGUUGUUGUCGGUGGUGGUGGUGAUGACGGUGGUGGCGCUGCUGUUUUUUGUACUUCUCUUUCUUUCUUUUUUUUUCUCGUCUUAUUUUAUCACUUUGCUCAUCUCAUAAGUGAUCACUUUAUUUAUUUAUUUAUUUAUUAUUCAUAAUAUAAAUUGUAAUUAUGACAAUGUAAUCAUAGAUUCACUAAACUAUAUGAUCUCAUUAUAUAUCAGGUUUCUUCUUGUUCUUCUUCUUCUUUUGAUUAUUAUUAUUAUUAUUAUUGGUUUUGUUUUGUUUUUUCUUUUUAUUAACCCCGGUCUUUUAUGAAUUGAUUUGAUUUGAUCUUUAGACCUUUUCAAUCAUACAUUUUUCUUUGUUUGAUUGACUUCUAUGUUUCUAUGUGUGAGCUUAUUCACAUUGAAAGGUUACAAUAUAUAUAUGUGUCUGUGUGUGUGUGUGAAUUGAUGAAGGUUAUGAAGUUUGUAUAUUCAUUUCCCGCCUUACCAACUAUAUAUAUUGAUCAAUGAACUAAACAUUUAUGAAUAGUACAAUAUGAAUUUCUAUGAAUGAUAUUUAUUUUUUAUCUAUCUAUCUAUCUAUCUAUUUCAACCAUUAAAUAAUACUGUUAUUCUCACUUCAUACUUCACUUCACUUUGUACACGCUUAUGCAUAGAUAAUUAUUGAAUAUAUUCAAUUGUUCUAUUGUGUUUGGGAUGAUUCUUUGAAAUCUGCCCUACCCCCCCACACACACGUUUUUUUCGUUUUAAUAAUAUCAUUUAUAUAGGUAAUUAUGUUUAAUAUCUUUUCUUCACUAGAGUCCUUUGUAUGUAUGUAUCUAUCUAUCUAUAUGUAUGUAUUAUGUAACAUGUAUGUAUGUAUGUGUGUGUAUGUGUGACAUUGUGUAGUCAUUUACUUAUGAUCAUGCAAAAGGGGAACCUAUUUCAUAUUGUAUAUGUAGUAAAUCUAUGCUCAUUCUAUUGUUUUGUUCUUUUAUUUUACUGUGUUCUUUAUAUUAUGAGUUGCUUUUAUGUGUGUGCGUGUGUGUGUGUGUAUGUUGUAGAUGCGUUCAUCAUGUUGUUCUUAUUCUAAUUACUUUUCUUUGUAAAACACUAUUAGUUAUGAUAUAUAUAUAUAUAUAUGUAGACAUCUUUUUCAGACAAUGUUGUUGCUAAUAUACCAUGCUCUACCCCUCACUCUCCCUACACCACACACACACACACACACUCCUUAUAUUAAUCAUUUUACUAUCAACAGAAUAUUUCGAAAAACUUUACAAAAUGAU